AUGACGUUUUGUGGGGGCGUCAUAGAGCGCGUGAGGCGCCAAAUAGAGCGGGAGACUUCAGCGGGAGACACCACCCCACAUGAACGGCAUCGCACCCUCAAAAGGGACAAUUUGCAGGAGGGCACGUUAAUGUGGCUUGCCCCCGCCAAGGUUCCGUCAGGUGACAAGAAAAUGGCAGUUCGUCUCUCCCGCGGGGUGAAGCACCCGCUGAGCCUGAAUGAGUCCCAGUUGUUUGCCAACACACCGUAUGCACGCGGAUUUAGUGAGUACAUCUACGAGGGUCAGCUGAGGCGGAUUAAAGAGAUGGAGGAUCAGGCAGAUCCUCGUGGUGCCGUGCGGCAAGGGCACGGGGUGCUUAGUUAUCCCAAUGGUGCUUAUUAUGAGGGAAACUGGCGCCACAGUAAGCGCCAUGGCACAGGUUGUAUCACUAGCGCCAACGGAUACAAAUACACGGGCGAAUGGUGUGACGACGUACGAGAGGGAAGUGGCUACGAAGUAUUUGCAUGUGGGGCGGCCAUUGACGCAAACUAUGCGAAUGGUCUCCCUGAAGGGGAAGGUGUUGUGAUGUACAGCCCCAAACAAAAUGCUUAUCGUUACGAGGGUGGGUGGCAAAACGGUAAACGCCACGGGAGAGGAGUUAUUUUUUAUGCGAAUGGGGAUACUUUUGGCUGUACAUUUGAGCAAGCCAAGCGACACGGACGUGGUGUGACGACUCAAACGGUAAACGGGAGGGAGAUUCAGUAUGAGACCCAGUGGCGGGACGACAAACUUGUCGGCACUCCAAGGUUGAUACCAAAGGCUCUUCGUACAAGGAAACCAGUUUCUUUUAUUCCGUUUCGAACAACAGGUUAUUUGUCGCCUGUGGACAUCAUUAAUUGGACGGUAAAGGAGGGAACGCUGAAUCUCCCCUUUGAACACUUUAUGCAGCUAAAGCUAGGCUUUGAGGCUUUGGACGUAGUGGGGUGCGGAGUGCUUCCAAUGAGGGAGCUCCGUGCUGUAUGGCCUGAAAGCAAUAUGGAAAUGCUACGUAAGUUUGACUCGGAUGAGAAGGAAAGUGUGGAGUUGCUUGAUAUUGUCUGUGCCUGGUAUCCAAAGGUCUCGCCACAUGUCAUUGCCCGCAUGAUGCAGGAGUUUAUCUCACCGUUUGAUCUUUUUUCUCUGAGGGGGUACCUUAACGGCGUUGAGAAUGCCGAUGGCAUGGGUUAUUACCACGUCUGUGGUGACGCACUCCCGUCAAGCGGGACGGAAGGCCAUCGGCCAGCGUUGCACUUUCGAGAUCUAGAGUCCACCGGGUUCCGCAUCGGCGGGGAGAAGUUUACAGCCGCCGACUACGCCGCUGCCUCUCGGCUGCAUGACCCACCGUACUUUAUUGAUGUGUUAGCGGUGUGGUAUCCGAAUAUUUUACGUGUGGUCUUAGAGCAGUAUGAGAUGGAGGAGGUUGACAGUGACAUUUUGGACGCCAUACGGGUUGAUUUUGACCGCUAUGCGCAUCCAUCCGCGGACUCCAGUAAUUAUUUGUUGAUCGAAGACUUCGCUCAGGCGGAGGUCGCCUAUCGCAUUAAGUUGUGUGCUGCCUAUAAGAAUAAUGAACGCAUGCAGGGCACUAUGCAUUCAAGUUUUACCGUUGCCCCUGCCACGGCCGUCACAGCACCCUCUUUGGGGUUCAAUCCAAACCCUGCGCUUGCUUACGGCAGCGCCAUUGAGACUGAUAUGCGUCAAGGGUUUUUUAAAGGAACUCCUGUGUGGAUUCUUGCUAACCGGAUACGUCUGAACGUGCCGCUGCUUCUUGGGAUUGAGAGAUUCCAUGUGCGUCAGAAGGGUCGUGUCACACUUGAUGAACUGCUUCGUUUCUGCUUCCCUAACGUUCCCUGUUUGUGCACGCAGGAAACCAUUUUAGGCAGCUUUAGCGAAACAGUUUGCAGAUGUAGUCUCUGCAACGCAGCGAGGAGGUAG
Molecule: messenger RNA, 1953 nt
Organism: Trypanosoma conorhini
Lineage: Eukaryota; Euglenozoa; Kinetoplastea; Trypanosomatida; Trypanosomatidae
Product: putative phosphatidylinositol-4-phosphate 5-kinase
Exons: 1
Coding region: 1-1953 (650 amino acids)
Cellular component (GO): cytosol
Source: RefSeq, a predicted model, not a curated record